UCUGGGGAAGAGGAUUCUCUAACCACGACAUGCAUCUUCACAUGAAUUCUGAAGGCUCAACUCAAUACUUGGGAGACUGGAUGAAAUCACUCUAGGGACAGCAAGGCAAGCCCCUAGCCCAGGCAGGAAGAAUCAUCAGUACUAAUUUAAUACCAGCCAUGGCAGAUGCUGUGAGGACUAGCAUGAAUAGGAGUCAGAAGGGUCUGUUGAGGAGGUGGAGAGACCAUAAGGGGGGGGGCUGUUUUCUGGAGGUUAUCUGCAGUGCAUUCAGCUGGCCACAAAAGGCUUGCAGUCCACAAACAUCCACACCCAAAGCUUUUUAUUCAUUUUUUUUCUCUGUCUUUUGGAAUGGUCUCUAAAAUCACUGAGAUACUGUUACCACCGCAGGGAUAACAUCAAAGCAGCAAGUUACUCAGCAUCUCAAAGGUGAGGAGGGGUAAGGCUAAAGGCUAUGCCUGGACUACCAGAGAACAUCCCCCUUGGGGAGUGCACCCUACACUCCCAGUCCCAGGAGCAGCUCACUCCCCAGACAGAAAGCACCGUGUUCAGCCUGUCCCGCAGCGAGUCCCUCUGGACCAACGAGUCGGCCCGCAGCACAUGUGAGAUCUACUGGUUCCCAUUCCACCUCAUGUCCACUGGGGGCAGCAUCUUUGCCUGUGGCUUCAUCCUGAGUGGCCUGUAUUUUGCUGGCUACUGCAGGAAGGCCACCAACAUCCUGGGCCCGGCCCUGGUAUCCAUUGGCCUGAUGGUGCUGGUGGUGGGCGUGGUGCUGAUCCCCAUCACCAAGGAGAACAGGAAGCAGCCCACCAUGAAGAAGCCCUUCAGUUACUACAGGCAACCAGUCUUUAAAUUAUGAGGUGGGCCGGGCGGGGUAUCCCUAUCUUGUAUGCUGUUUUCCUGGAGAGUCCUCAGGCUCAAAGUCUGGUUAUCAGACCAUUUAGUUUCCCAAAAGCACAAUGGAGGAUUCGAUACUUCCCUGCUGAGCAUGGCUACAUGUUCACAUGAUGAAUGUUUGCUCUAAAGACAAUUAACUUGUAGGGGGACAUGAACCGUUCUAUUUUCUUCCACCACUACGUAUGUAUACUGUAUUUUAAUAUCUGCAUGACAAAGUAUACAUUAUAACCAAGGUUCUUUGGCAUUUGUUCUUAAGCAUUUGAAAGUACUAGAAAAUUACAAUGCUGCCAAAAAACACAAUUAUAAAUGUAGUCCACUGCUUUUAUGCAUAAUUAUUAGAAUGAGUGACAAGCAUAUUGAGAAGAAAGAUGUGUGCAUGUACAUUGAUGAGAGCAGGAUUGAGUAUUGACAGCAUGCCUUUGUGGUAGGCCAUCAUUGAAAAUAGGAAUUUGUUCUUAACUGACUUGCCUAGUUAAAUAAAGGUAAAAUAAAAAACA
Molecule: messenger RNA, 1391 nt
Organism: Salvelinus fontinalis (brook trout)
Lineage: Eukaryota; Metazoa; Chordata; Actinopteri; Salmoniformes; Salmonidae
Product: phosphoinositide-interacting protein-like
Exons: 2
Coding region: 452-856 (134 amino acids)
Biological process (GO): phosphatidylinositol-mediated signaling; positive regulation of cation channel activity
Molecular function (GO): phosphatidylinositol bisphosphate binding; transmembrane transporter binding
Source: RefSeq, a predicted model, not a curated record